CAUUCUAUUCAAAUUCACCACAGCGGCACAGUCUCUCUCUCUCUCUCUCUCUCUCUCUCUGAAAAGAAACAUUCCAAGAUCACCGAUGGUUCUGGCGACGGUGUACCGCCGGCUACUGCAAACCGACAUCCAGGUUCCGCCGGCGGCAGCCAAUGGAAGCUCAAUAGACGGUGGUUACACAGCUGGUGAUGACAGCUUUGACAACAAUAUGAUGAUUAUACUUGCUGUCUUGCUAUGUGCAUUAAUAUGUGCACUCGGCCUUAAUUCGGUAGUACGUUGCCUCUUAAGGUGUAGCCAAACUUUUGUUUUCGAGCAUCCUGGACAACCCACUGCACGAACAGCAUCGAAUGGUCGGGAACAAGGGUGGUUGAGUGACAUUCCGGUGGUGGUUUAUCAGUCGGAGAUGAAAAUUCCGACCACCGAUUGUCCGAUUUGCCUCGGAGACUUCAGUGAAGGUGAAAAAGUUAGAAAUUUGCCCAAGUGUAAACAUUGGUUUCAUGUUAAAUGUAUAGAUAAAUGGCUUCUUUCACAAUUAUCUUGUCCGAUAUGUAGGCAGCUUUUGUUUGAACUAGAUGAAGUUUAAUCGAGUCUGUAAAGUUUACUUUGUCGUUUUUGUUCGAUUUUAUAAAAGUGUAUAGCCAGUUUCGAAAGUA
Molecule: messenger RNA, 653 nt
Organism: Lactuca sativa (garden lettuce)
Lineage: Eukaryota; Viridiplantae; Streptophyta; Magnoliopsida; Asterales; Asteraceae
Product: RING-H2 finger protein ATL72
Biological process (GO): protein ubiquitination
Molecular function (GO): transferase activity
Source: RefSeq, a predicted model, not a curated record